AUGGCUCCGUCGGUGAUCGUAAAUCCAAGGUUCUGUGUUCCUAACUCCGUGGAUCUGGCCAUGGUGCGGGAUAAGAUUGCGAAACAGUACGGUAACUUCGUUUUCAAGGACGUUAACGGGAACAUGCUGUUCCAGGUGAAGAAGCCCGGUUCUGGUCUUCACAAGAAGAUGAUCUUGUUGGAUGGUUUUGGAUCUCCGGUCUUGACUAUGAAAGAGAAGACGAUGACAUUGCAUAACAGGUGGCAAAUAUUUAAAGGAGGGAGUACGGAAGAGCGUGAUAUGCUGUACACUGUGAAGAGAUCGUCGAUGCUUCAGCGUACGACGAAACUUGAUGUGUUUUUGGGUCACAGCAAUGAAGAGAAGACAUGCGAUUUCAAAGUCAAAGGGACUAAUUGGCUCGAACGGUCUUGUGUUGCCUACGCAGUUUAUCCAAAAUAA
This is a messenger RNA of Eruca vesicaria subsp. sativa (arugula), 438 nucleotides long. The record is from the annotation of a GenBank genome assembly. NCBI's taxonomy places the organism in Eukaryota, Viridiplantae, Streptophyta, Magnoliopsida, Brassicales, Brassicaceae.